UUCACGAAAAAAAGAAAAGUGUACAUGCUUCGUACUUUCCCUUAUUCAUCUGAGAUUUCUUCUGUAAGAAAAAAAUUCCCUUCGAAAAACAAAAGAAGGUUUUGAUUUCGUUCAUCAAAUCAUGAGAUUCCUCAAUUAGUCUACCCUAAUUUUUACUGCUCGUGUUCUUCAUCAACUAUUAUACCCUAAUCUUUGAUCAAUUUCUUCCGGAAGAUUUUUGCUGCUCUUGUGUUCUUCAUCAAAUCAUGAGAUUUCGCAACUAUUCUGCCUUAAUUUUUCAGAUACGUUGUUAACAGAUCGGGAUUUCGUUUAAUUGCAGAUAAAAUUGUUGUUAGGGUUUUCAGUCGAUCCUUCACUAUUCUUCUGCGGAUCUAAUUGAUGUUUGCCCUAAUUUCUAUUUCAGGUUGAAAGAAACAGUUGGUGCGAUUUCAGGGAUUCAUUUCAAUCAAAUCAGAAUGUCAGAUGUGAUUCCAAAAGAUUGGAUGGAUGAAAGUGAUAUUUUUAGUAAAGUUUAUCGAGACGGGGUCAGAUACUUUAUCAGUUUUGCUGUAAGAUAGUUACUCGAAGUCGAUAUGUGCCUGCCCUUGUAAUAAGUGUCGAAAUAGAAAUAAUAUAGAAAUUGAAAAAGUUAGGCAACAUUUAUUAGAGAAGGGUAUAGACAAGAGGUACCGUAUGUGGGCUUUUCAUGGCGAGAAAUCAAGUAAUAGAAGCACAGUAGGUUCAGUCCAAGAGGAAAACAUCAGCGAACCAAACAGGGAGGAAGGUGUGCCUGAAAUGAGAAGAUUGGUUGAUGUUGCAUUUGGAGUGCAUGAAAUGCCAGAUGAUGACAUUAGUAGCGACGAGGCAGGUCAGUUAGAAUCUUUAGUUGCAGAACCCGAUUUAGGAAAACGAUAUGAGAAAUAUAAGGUCUUAGCAGAAGAGAAACUAUACCCUAACCAUCAAGGUAACCAUACAACUCUAUCUGCAGUUGUUGAACUUCAUAAUAUAAAAAGAUGUAUGGUAUUUCAGGGAAUGCCAUGAGCUCUAUCUUGUCAACAGUAAAACAAUGGCUUCCUGAAGGUAAUACUUUGCCUGAGAAAUACCCUACAAUGAAAACAAUGCUGACUGACCUUGGCAUGACUGUAAAGUCAAUUCAUGCUUGUGAGAAUCACUGUAUUCUCUACUAUAAAGAUUAUGAGAAUGAAAGAAGUUGUCCUGUAUGCAAAGCUAAUAGGUAUAAGGUAAUAGAGGGAAAAUCGGAGGAAAUAAUAGAGUCAAGUGAACCUGUUAAAGUGCUGAAAUAUUUUCCAAUAGGUGAAAGGCUUAAGCGAUUGUAUACUAUACCAUGGAUAGCAAAAGAAAUGACAUGGCACCAUCGAUCAGAAGUUUCUUCUACACAUAUGCGUCAUCCAAUUGAUUCACCUCAAUGGAAACUUAUUAAAGAUAAGUUUCCAAAUUUUGCUGCCGAGGGAAGAAAUGAUUGGCUUGGCAUUGCUACGGACGGGUUUAAUCCUUUUGGUUUUCAGACUACGUCUCAUAGUUGUUGGCUUGUGAUUUUAGUUCCAUAUAACCUUCCACCUUCACUGUGCAUGAAAUCUGAAUUUCAAAUGAUGUCAUUGUUGAUACCUGGACCUAAGGCUCCAGGACAAGACAUUGAUGUCUUUAUUCAACCACUAGUUGAUGAGCUUAAGCAACUAUGGGAUGAUGGAGUGACAGUUUUUGACAUGCACCAGAAAGAGAGUUUCCAGUUGAAAGCUACAUUAUUUAUAGGGAUUCAUGACUUGCCAGCGUAUGGAAUCCUGUCCGGCUGUAAGUAUCAUGGUUACUUUGGGUGUCCAGUAUGUGCUGAUGAUACUCAAAGCAUUCGUCUAUCACAUAGUAGUAAAAAUGUGUACACAAACUACCGUCGUUUUCUUCCUAACAGGCAUCCAUUUAGAAAGGGUAAGUACUUGGAUUUGAACACUGAAGAGCACUCAGUUGCUCCAGAUCGGUUCUCUGGACGUCAAAUACUUCAAAAGCUACGCCAUGUCAAUUAUGUUCCUGGGAAGUGUAGUGGAAAAAGAAAGAGGGCCUUUGCUGCUGAGGUCGAUACUGAAAUUGAAGCCAAUGAUCCAAUUGAUGAAUCAGGUGAUGCUAGUGCUGACGUGACUAAUGCAUUCUCUAAGAAGUCUAUUUUAUUGGGUUGAACUUUAUGUUCGCCACUCUGUUGAUGUUAUGCACACCGAGAAGAACGUAAUGGAGCAUAUUUUGGAUACAAUAUUAGAUGUGAAAAAUAAGUCUAAAGAUAUAGUUGGUGCUCAAGAAGACUUAAGAGAAUUGAAUAUUCGCAGCGAUCAGUGGAUUUCUAAAGAUUCUAAGACGGGGAAGGAUGUCAUGCCAGUGGUAGUAUAUGUCUUGAGUAAAGACGAGAAGGUUCGAUUUUGCCAAAUUCUUAAAAACUUGAAGGUCCCAACAGGGUUUUCCUCUAACUUAAGCAACAAUGUCAGUGUUAAUCCCCCACGUUUGAGUAAUUUAAAGUCCCAUGACUAUCACGUCAUCAUGGAAUAUUUGCUUCCUGUCCUCCUUCAUCAUGCUUUUCCACACCAUAAAGAUUUGCGAAGAGCACUUCAGCAGAUUAGUCUGUUCUUUAGAAUUUUGUGCGCGAAAGUGUUGGUUAAAGAUCACAUACAAAGAGCAAAAUACAUGGUUGUAGAGGCAAUGUGUGUGUUGGAAAAUUACUUUCCACCUGCAUUUUUUGAUAUCAGCAUUCACCUAAUGGUUCAUCUAGAUGACGAAGCGUUAUAUUGUGGACCCGUAAGAUUUCGUUGGAUGUAUCCUUUCGAAAGGGCGAUGAAGGAUUGCAGAAAUAUACCAAGCAAUAAACGUUACAUUGCUGGGUCCAUUGCAGAGGCGUACCGUGUGACAGAGUCGGCUAGAUAUGCAAUGGAAGACAUGCCAACCGGGAUGGAAACCACCAAGCAACUUGGGAGGCUUUUUUGGGGAAGACUCUGAGUACAUUGAUGAAGGUCCCAUGAAGGAAGACGGUAAAGUGGUAAAACUAACUCCUGCUCAGUUUGUGCAAAUAUGAAGAUGGAUACUCUUUCGACGUGACAUUGAGGGUCUUGAUGACUAUUAUGCCCACUAUUGUGAUCACGUUCUACCUGAUGAGAUGGAUGAAGUUGAGCGGCAAACAAAGUUUAUAGACUGGCUACAUGAUAAGUUAUUGGAAGAAAAGAAGACAGAUUCAUAAUUGUGGCGAUAUGUCAAAGUUCUUACUGGAGCAAAAGAAUAUUUAAGUUACCGUGUAAACGGGUUUGUCUUUUCUUCUCUCUCACAAGAGAGUAGUCGUGUUACACAAGACAGUGGAGUUUGUAUGGAUGCAGUCACCACAUACAUGACAAAGAAAGGUGAUAAAAGCCCUGUUGAUCAAAUGACCAAGUGGUAUGGAAUUAUCAAGCAAAUUCUGGAGGUGGACUACACCAAUCGGGAAAUCGUGGAAUUUGUAUUCUAUUGUGAUUGGGUGAAGGUAGAAAGUGGAUGUAAAAUGUGCCCUGACUCUAAUUUGGUGGUAGUUAAUCUGGAUAGGAUCAGGAGUGUCGAUAGGUACUUCGAUGAGCCUGCAAUUCUCGCUUGUGAAGCCAGCCAAGUGUUCUACUCUAAGGAUUUGAAAUACCCUGAUUGGUGGGCUGUUAUCCAUUCGCCAAGGAAGAUGACAAGAAAAGUUGAUAACAUUUCAAAACCCAUAUCUGAGGAGUUUCAGGAAAUAUUCUCUGAUGAGCCGCAUUUGGAGGACCUUUUAAAGCUGUGCCGUUAGUUUAUUAGUUCUUAAGAUAUUGGAUGGUAGAUGAAGUGCUGAUAGAUAAUUGAUGAUUAUGUUGCACUGCUAUGCUGCUAUGUUUUACUAUGGAUUUAACUGAUGGAUGGAUACGUGUGUUCUACUAUGUUUAUCAUUAGAUUGUCCGCAUAGUUACGUUUACCAUAUUUGUCAUUAUGUUUUCUGCGUACUUAUGCUUACUAUGCUUUGUUCAUUUGUCGUGAGAUUAUCUACUAACUUAUUUCAUAUGAUGGUUUGUUUUCUUGAUUAAAGGAUUGAUUCAUUAUGUGCAUUUCUUGUUAUAUGUUGUCUACUAAGUCAUCUUUUAUUGUGUAGCAUGGAUACAAAUCAAUAUGGCAGUGAUGGUGUACAAACUAUAACCACCCAAUCAUUACAGAAUAGUGCAUCUGUUGGGAAUAGUUUUAAAGUUUUUGUUGAAGUUGAUGCAGCUUGUAGACCAAUAAAGAAAAAUGCAGAAAAAUUUGCUUCUCGUGUAGGGGAACUUAUACGAGCGCAUUGCCCAAUACGUUAUGAAGAUUGGAGGAUUGUCCCGGAAAACUUUAAGGAGGAUGUGUGGAAUGGCUUAAUGAGCGAGUUUAAGUUUAAUGCUCCUUCGCACUUGGUACGCCCGAACCUCGAAGUAACCUUUUCACAGAAGUUCAGAACAUUCAAAUACCAGCUUCGACAGAAUUAUUUCAAGAUAGCCAGAGGUAAAGCACAAAUUGAAGCAGCUAUUCAAGCUGGUUUGGAUCCAAAUGCAUGGAAAAGCAAAGAGGAGAUUCUAGAAAACGUUCCGAUGGGGGUUACUCCAAGUAAUUGGACCGCUUUCGUUGAGAAUGAGUUCAAAGGAGUCAAAGAAAGCCAUGAAAAGAAAUCAGAGAACAAAAAAAAUGCACAAUCCCUCAUACUCUUGGGUAAAAGGUCUUUACGUGGAUUUUCCUCCAGCGUUUCUGCGAAGCGUGCUAAGCAAGCAUUCUUGACUGCUUCUCUUCGCGAUUCUACAGUUAACAAAUGCAACUCCCCUGUCAUCGGACUGAAAAAGGUCAUGGCACAAAAUAUAUCCAGUGACCGUCCGACAAGCGAAGAAACAAUCUUGGAUGAUUCUUGUAUCCCUAACUCUGAGUUCCCUCCUGACUUCACUCCAGAAAAUCAUGCUUUUACCAGGAAUUUAGAUCCCAUGUCAGAGCCACAACCUUUCGACAAUUCUGGUUAUGAAGAGUCUUCAUAUCAGAGUGUGAAUUUGUUGGACAGGAAUGGUAAAAUAGUUUCCGUUGGAUAUGUGGUAACCGGUUUGGAAGGUGAAGUCUGUCACCACAGAAUUGUCCAAAAGAACGAGAGGAAAGUUCGCAUAGAACGCGUCUACGAUGAUUCUGCACCAAUUUGGGACCCUCCUCAAGGUGAUGACUUCUAUAAGCUAUCUUAUUAUGUUGCUGGUGGUUGGAUAAUAUGGCAUAAGAAGCGUCUGCAAUUUACAAAUUAAACUUUGUGUACCUUGUUACAGAUCAGUACUACUAGGUAGAGUUUAUGUUUUAAUUUAUGAUAGUUUGUUAGUUUCUAUUGUUUAUUGUUUUAAGAGUGUAUUGGGGAUAUCCAGUGGAUGUUGAAACAGAUUUCUUUUUAUUAAUUUAAUUUCUAUAUCUAUUAAAA
Papaver somniferum (opium poppy) is the source of this 5419-nucleotide messenger RNA. RefSeq lists its product as uncharacterized. The transcript has 7 exons. Lineage: Eukaryota; Viridiplantae; Streptophyta; Magnoliopsida; Ranunculales; Papaveraceae. The record is from RefSeq and is a predicted model, not a curated record. The coding region runs from base 4110 to 5252 and encodes 380 amino acids.